AUGGCCACUUCUACUAUCCCCAACAGCGGUCUCGGCGUCUUUACCACGGCAGCGUUGGAAGAAGGAGAUGUCAUUGGUCUGGGAGAUGUCAUGAAUCCUUGGAUUGACUUGCCCUGGCAUCAAAUAUUAUUAAUGGAAGACCAUCCUUUCAAGAAUCAUGUCUGGCAAGGCUAUGAUACCAGUUUUAGCGUGGAAUUAUCUGCCUACCAAGAUGUUUUGUGGAUGGGAUCUGGGUUGGAGGCCACCAUAAACUGCCACCUCGCUCUGGUCAAUACGUACAGUGCCACCAUUUACAACAACAACAACAAUCCACAGCACCAUCGAUCCAGAGAUCCUGGAGCCGGAAGUUUUUCACCCUUUGUGGCAGGGGCCACGGUGGUAGCCAACCCCGUACCCGAGGGUGGAGAACUGUUCAAAAUGUAUUCCAGUCAAUGGUUUCGGACACGCCAAGAUGAAUUUGGCGUGGAGAUUCCUCUCCCCGAAGAUUAUGUCCAAGCAGACACUUUGAUUCAGAAGUUUGGGAAGUUGUUUCCACAAGCCCACCAUACACUCCAGACUAUCCACAAAGACUUGUGGGACGUCAUGACCAGCAUGCCUUACCCGAUUACAAAGGCUCUGCCCAAGCGCCACAAGGACAUUCCUCUGGUCAUUCAACAUGGAAUUUGGGAGGCCUAUCUGAUGGAUGCCAAGAGACCACCCGAGGAAUUAGAGCGGACUGGCCGUUGUCUCGAAAACAUUCGCCAUGGGCCAUCUAUGCUGCCGCAAGCUGGACGUGGGGCCUUUGCCACUCGCCACUUGGCAGCUGGUACUGUCAUUACGGGAAGUCCACUUGUUUACGUCGAGAAUAGGCAUAUAUUUCACAUGUAUCAAGAAAUCUAUGAUGCCUUGAUGAAUGAGCAACAGCCACAAAGCCAUGAUAUUAUAGAGUCAACGCUGCAGCACCCAGAAACAGUCCGCACACUACAAAUUGCAAUCAACUACUGUUGGAAUCACCCCAGCUCGCCGAUGCUUCUCUGUCCCUACGGAGCCGGUGUCAAUUUUGUCAAUCACAAUCAAACCAUGGCCAACGUCAAAGUGCGAUGGGCACCGCAUGGAGAGGUGGGUCAUGAUGCUUCCUUGUUGAAAGGUCCGCUUAGCGACGUACACAACCCAACCUUAGCAUUUGAUUUCGUCGCGCUGCGCGACAUUGAUGUCGGUGAGGAGCUGUUUCUGGAUUACGGAAAAGAGUGGGAGAUGGCUUGGCAGGAACAUGUCCAAGCAUUUGGGCCACCAAAAUCCACCGGGGGCGGAGUGGAUCCGUAUCAAUCCGCCUGGCAGUGGAACCAAGAGAAUGAAAACUCGGAUACUGCGAUUCGAACAGACUACGAACAAAAGGCGAAUCCAUAUCCAAUCAACUUGCAGCUUCGUUGCCAUCAGGAUCUACGGAACGACUGGGAGGUCACAAACGCCGUGGGAGAGCUGAGGAACUAUUCCUGGACCAUGUAUGACAAGGGAACACCUUGCCAAGUGCUCGACCGUUACUCAAUCCACCAAACUGAACAACCAGUGUACACUGUGGGCGUCGAUCGCCAUGGCCCCAGUUGUGUGCAAGUCGAGAAUGUACCACGAAGCGCGUUGCGCUUUUUUGACGUGCCCUAUUCGACCGAUCUUCAUCUUCCAGGAGCUUUUCGACAUGCGAUUGGCAUUCCAGAUGAAUUGUUUCCGCUGGCGUGGAAAGCAGCAACGUGA
This is a messenger RNA of Seminavis robusta, 1728 nucleotides long. The record is from the annotation of a GenBank genome assembly. NCBI's taxonomy places the organism in Eukaryota, Bacillariophyta, Bacillariophyceae, Naviculales, Naviculaceae.